Messenger RNA from Rotaria sordida, 759 nucleotides. The record is from the annotation of a GenBank genome assembly. Lineage: Eukaryota; Metazoa; Rotifera; Eurotatoria; Philodinida; Philodinidae.
AUGGAAAGUUCCUAUUGGAAGCAUAAAAAUGCAUCAAGUGCCGUACCCACAUUGACGUCUCAUGCAUCAAAGAAAGGUAUUUGGGGUAUCGAGUUACAUGAUGUAUGGAUAACAGACAAUUUAUCACCUCCUGAUCAUAGAGUUCCUCCAAUUCCAUCAUUUUAUAAACGCAUCUUUCCUGUUCAUACUCCGCCAUGUUCAAUUCAACCGUCAACAACGAUCAGCCAGAAUAAAUUACGGCAUUCUAAACCAACGAUGCAUGUCGCAUCAUCUAAUAUUCCGAAUGAAAGACACAACAACGACACAAAUGACAGUGAUGAUAUUUCACCAUAUGCAGUCGAUAGUCAAGGAAUAGCACACUAUCGUGAACUAUCAUCACCAUCCGAUAUAAUGAAAAGUAAAGCAAUUGCUUUUAGUAGUUCUUCAUCACCUACUCACAAUCCAGUCACAUCGACAUAUACAACUAAUACUACUCCAUUACAACAGAAAUAUGCUAUGACGCCAACGCCAUUUACAUCUAAUGUUACAUCACAGGUUCCAGUAGCUAACACAGUUCUUUCUUCAUCUACAACAAAUUCAGGGCUAUUACAAUCUUCGAAUUUUCUAAAUUCUGCAUCAUAUUCACCAAACAAUUAUCCAUCAUCAACUAUGGCUUCAUCAGCUGUACUCACAUUGGACGAACUAUCUGGUAUUCAAAGUGCUCUUCGUUUAUUGGAGGCCAAUCCAAAUGCUAUACCUACUAUAGAAACAUAUCAAUAA